CUGGGGUACAUCAAACAUGUAUCAAGGGAGAAAAGCAAAAAAGGAGUCAUCACCUAAGCCUCUACCUGCACCACCAAAGAGCUGCAACAAAUAUAAGGAAGUGACUGCCAUGAUUGAUACUGGGCCGAACGUGCGCAAGCGACAGGAGGCGCUGGACGUGAUCCGCCAGUACUACCACGUGCGUCCGGACGAGCUGUUCCGGCGCAUCAAGGUCGGCACGCUCGUCACGCUGAUCGUGGAGGUGGCGCGGCUGCGGCUGGAGGCCGCCGCGCCACCUUCGCCGCCCGCCGCCCAUAAGGAGAAGCGCACUGACUUGCAGAGCCUGGUGCAGGGCACCGGCGAGCUGACGGUGUCGGCCGGCGACGCGCCGCCGCCCGCGCCGCCGCCCUCCGUCGACGACCAGCCGUACCUGCUGCUGGACGUGCGCGACGCCGAGUCGUUCGCGCGCGAACACAUCGUGACGGCGCGCCACUACCCGGCCUCGCGGCUGGCGCGCACCAUGAACUACGAGACGGCCGAGAUGUGGCGCUACAAGCGCGGCGCGCACACGGUGGUGGUGGUGUGCGACGAGGAUGAGAUGCUGGCGCAGCGCUGCGCCACCACCCUGGCGCAGCGCGGCUACGACAACGUCUUCAUCCUGAGUGGCGGCCUCAAGGUGGCGCGCAAGAAGUUCCCGUGCGGCUUGCUGACGUCUUGCGAGAAGGCCGCCUUCACCGCCGCUGAUGUGGAGGCACUCAGCGCCUCCCUGGAAGGCUGCUACACCACCCUCGACUCGCCGGCGGGAGCGACCAGCGCUCGCUCGGCGCGCUCUGUCUGCUCCACGGUGCUCCGGCCGGCCCGGCCGGCGGCCGCCAGUACGGACCAGCCCCGCUGGAGGCUGUGACGGGAGCCGGCUUGAGCGGCGCGGCCACCGUCGCCGCCCGCGCCGCCGCGCCAGCUGCAGCCACUGGCCUCGUCCCAUCGUCAGCGGCCCUCUGGGAAGCUCAGCAGCGGCUCGCGCUGUCGGCUGGCUGGCCGUUUGCCACCGCUGGGGCGGUGGGGCUGGGUGUGCCUUAUCACCAUCGCCUGAACUAGCUCCGAACAGUAAUAACACCCACCAGAACAAUGAGCUGGAACCCUUGUUUUGUCGGCACAUGCUUUGCCUUUACUUUGUUUUGUUUUGGAAUAUCCCCAAAGCCAAUUGCUACCCACAGAACAGUGUUUAGUGGCCGCAUUCGCCGUUCGCUAGCUGGUCUCCAUGUUCACGCUGGCGUGUUCCGUUCGAGUUGCGCGCCAGUGGCGCAGGCCCGGGUGAUGGCGCGAGCAGCCGCGUGGCGUCCGAACGCCCGCUGCCGGUCUCUCAGUGUGGGCGGGACCCACCUACAGAGCUCCUAGGCGUCCGAACGCCCGCUGCCGGUCUAUCAGUGUGGGCGAGACCGACCUACAGAGCUCCUAGUCAGUUACGUGCACCGCCUGCCGUCGCGUGGCGGCGGCCUCCGCUCAGGGUACGAGAACCGCUGGUGGCCGGAGGGGCCACGAGGUAGUGAACACGCCCGCCGGUAUGUGGGAUGCCUUCGUCCAGGCGCCCGACGGCCAACAGCGUGAAGGUAUAGCGAAUGACAUCAGUUCCUGUGAUCCAUUGAUCUCAAUAUUCUUGUUGAGUUUUGUUAAUAUACUUUGCCACUUCGUU
Molecule: messenger RNA, 1669 nt
Organism: Pollicipes pollicipes
Lineage: Eukaryota; Metazoa; Arthropoda; Thecostraca; Pollicipedomorpha; Pollicipedidae
Product: centrosomal protein of 41 kDa
Exons: 6
Coding region: 17-883 (288 amino acids)
Biological process (GO): cilium assembly
Cellular component (GO): ciliary basal body
Source: RefSeq, a predicted model, not a curated record